Molecule: messenger RNA, 2356 nt
Organism: Anoplophora glabripennis (Asian longhorned beetle)
Lineage: Eukaryota; Metazoa; Arthropoda; Insecta; Coleoptera; Cerambycidae
Product: syntaxin-6
Exons: 7
Coding region: 168-932 (254 amino acids)
Biological process (GO): intracellular protein transport; Golgi vesicle transport
Cellular component (GO): membrane
Molecular function (GO): SNAP receptor activity
Source: RefSeq, a predicted model, not a curated record
UGUGACGUUUUAAGAACGGCCAGUGUUCUUUUAUUUAUUUACACACCUGAAUAAUGAAAACGAAAAGCAAAACUUCUUUCUGUAUGAUUAAUUAUUAAUCCACAUGCGUUUCAAUUGGUUAUCGCGUUUAUUGCAAGUAAAUAACUUGCCUUCCUACGUACAUUGACAUGACGUUGGAGGACCCGUUCUUUGUCGUCAAAGAUGAGGUCUUUAAAGCACUAAAUAAAACAAGAGGAUUGUAUCUCCGAUGGAUUGAACUCCAAGAUGAUUCACUUUGCAUUACAAAAGAAGAAAUAGACUGUACCAAUACAGAGCUAAAAAAUUCUCUGCGAAGUAUAGAAUGGGACCUAGAGGAUUUGGAAGACACAAUCGAUAUUGUAGAAAAAAAUCCAUCUAAAUUUAAAAUCGACAACAAGGAAAUAACAAUAAGGAAGCAUUUUAUAGACUCUACUAAAAGUGAAGUAAAGUCUAUGAAAGAAAAAAUCAACAUGAACAGAAAUCGGGAUAAAGAUCGAACAGCAAGACAACCUCUUCUGGACAACAGCCCGGUUAGAGUUGCCAACAGUCAUGGUACUACAAAGUAUUCAAAACUCGAAAAUGAUUUAGACAGUCCACAACGACAGUUUUUAAAUGAUACUCUUUCUCAGCAGCAGUAUUUAACGAGGCAACAAGAGGAUCAUUUGGAAGCCAUUAGUGAUUCACUAGGCUCACUGAAAACGGUGUCUAGACACAUAGGAGUAGAACUUGAUGAACAAGCGGGGAUGCUUGAUGAAUUUGGAACAGAACUGGAAAAUACAGACUCUAGAUUAGAUUCGACGAUGAAAAAGGUUGCCAAAGUUUUGCGAAUGUCCAAUGAUCGAAGGCAGUGGACAGUUAUUAUUAUCCUAGUUGUAAUCCUUAUAAUUGUGAUAACUUUGUUUUUUAUACUGUGAUUAUUUUUACACUUUACCUAAUUUAAUUUUACAAAUCCAGAUUAAGUACAAAUUUUACUUAUGCCUACAAUGUUUUAUGAAGCACAAAAUAAAAUUUAUUUUAGAGUAAGACAACUUUCAAGUUCAAGUUACUUGAUGCAAGUGUUAUAGCCACAAUUUAAAAGGUCAUAAAAAACAUUAAAACACUCAAUUUUAAAAUAAUAUCUUAUUGUGUGUGGUGGUGUUUUCUAAUUUUUAACGCAGGAUGUCAAUAAAUAUUACAAUGUUUUCGAUAAUAUCAAUAAAUAUUGAAUGUGUGAAUCUUGAGACUAUUUAGGCAAAGAUGAAAAGAAAUCUAUAUUUUUAUGAUAGCUUAAAAAAAUAUUAACUCCCCCCCCCAAAUAUCCUCAUUUCUGCAGAAGUAAAAGUUCCAAUUUGUUUCUCCCACAGUCAAAUGUUUUGUUGAAGACAAUAUUCUUGGUUCAUUGCAAUAUACACCCAGGUUGGGUUGUAAAAAUGGAUAUUGGCCGAUAGCAUUAAACAGAAAAAACAGUUAACCUACUACUUCUGACAAUUAAAUUCAAUUUGUUUAUUUCUUUUGCAUAUCUGUUCUCAAGUUUUUCUGUUGUCUUUGUUUACAAAAUAAAUGAAACAUUUAUUUAUCGAUCCUUUGGAACUUAAAAAAAAAUAGUGGCUUUUUGAGUACCUACUGUUUGAUUUAUAUCUGACAGCCUAACCUAUAGAUCAAAUUCAUGGCCAACUUAUUCGGUUCAACAAUAUGUAAAGUAAAUUGAAAAUUUUAUUUGUCUUCAUUCGUAUAUCAUGAGAACGGUGCGAUCUGGAUUUUUGUCUAUAUUUGUGAUUGGUUAUGAAAGUUUGAGGUUCUUUGUUGGUUAGAAGAUGUAUGUUCAUUAGUCAUGGUUGAAGAAUAAUGAGUAGAUUAUUUAUCAAUUGCUUAUUAAGCAGGUUUAUCGGUACGUCUAAAGUCAAAUACGAGUUUCUGUAGAUUCGCUUGUGACUAAAGUAGUAAGCCUUUAGAUUUGGCAACGUUGCACUUGGCUGGCGCGCUUGGCUCGGCGUUUGCUCGUCUGCGUUCGAUCAUUUUGUUUGUUUGGAUGCCUAAGUUUGAAAUAUACAUCUAUGUCACACCUGCGAAUUUUAAAUAAUACGUUACGUCGAGAAUCGCGGCGUUGCCGUUAUCACGACAGCAGUUUGAAGGGGAAUUAUUAUAAAUUAUGUAUCUUACAAGUACCUAAUCGAUUUCUACAAGCUGUCAUACGGUUCCUUAGAUAUCGAUUUCCUAUUUAUACAAGUUGCUGUGGAAACUAUUCGACAAUUGUUGGGCAUUCUAAUUGGAAAGACCAAAAAAUCUGCAUUGUCAUAAGACUUCGUGCUACAUCAUGAAAAUUUAUUUUAUUAAUAUCUCGUCUCUUAGGUAUCCAAAC